This is a messenger RNA of Xenopus laevis (African clawed frog), 2172 nucleotides long. RefSeq names its product potassium channel, voltage gated modifier subfamily F, member 1 L homeolog (gene kcnf1.L). Gene Ontology annotation, biological process: action potential; transmembrane transport; potassium ion transport. The record is from RefSeq and is a predicted model, not a curated record. The transcript has a single exon. Gene Ontology annotation, molecular function: monoatomic ion channel activity; voltage-gated potassium channel activity. Gene Ontology annotation, cellular component: plasma membrane; membrane; voltage-gated potassium channel complex. The coding region runs from base 452 to 1906 and encodes 484 amino acids. Lineage: Eukaryota; Metazoa; Chordata; Amphibia; Anura; Pipidae.
GCCCUCGCUGCCCGGGAGGGGGAAUCUGAUUAAAGGGCCGUGACGUCAGCCAGGAAUUCCUCUUAUACGCGGCGACUGUCAGCUUGAAUCUCACACCAAGUCGCAACUGCCAUUCGCUCGCUAUUAAGUUUCACCCGAUCUCCGCUGUUUCAAUAACCCUAUGAAAUCGCUUUGCCUCGGUCAUUUGGAGACACAGCAGAGGGGCAGCGCAAGGAGCCUGGGGCUUAACGAUGUACCGGGACAUAGAGGAGUCAGUGCGGGGAAUAGCGGGCAGAGACCAGAUUUAAACGAGAAGGGCACAUCGCACCAAUCAGAGAUCGGAUACCUGUUUUAUGCCAUGAUCUGUCUGCUCUGAACGCAGGAUCCAAUCGUUUGUAGAGAGAUUAGAGCCCUUACCCUGGUGCCAGUCUGCAGGGAAGAAACUUAAGCGGGUGGCCCUUUUGUAGGCAUCAUGGUACCGGCCAGCAGCCUGGAAGAGCUCAGCGGGAAUGGGUCGGACUGCAGCGAAGAGGUGGAAAUCACAGUGAAUGUUGGAGGGAUAAGACAGGUGCUCUAUGGAGAUGUCCUCAACAGGUACCCGGAGACCAGGCUGGCAGAGCUCGUUAACUGUCUGGCUGGAGGGUACGAUGCCAUCUUCUCUCUGUGCGAUGAUUACGACCCGGGCAAGAAGGAGUUUUACUUUGACCGCGACCCUGACGCCUUCAAGUGUAUCAUUGAGGUCUACUUGUAUGGGGAGGUCCACAUGAAGAAAGGAAUGUGCCCCAUAUGUUUUAAGAACGAAAUGGACUUCUGGAGAGUGGACUUGGACUUGUUGGAUGACUGUUGCAAGAGUCAUCUGAACGAGAAGAACGAGGAGCUGGAUGAGAUAGCCAAGAGAGUGCAGACCAUUCUGGAGGAUCAAGGAGGGGACACCUCGGAAAGUAAAUGGAAAAGGUUCCAGAAAUGUCUUUGGAAGUUUAUGGAGAAGCCAGAAUCCUCUUUCCCAGCCAGAAUCACCGCUAUUCUGUCUUUUCUCUUCAUCUUAAUCUCCUCUGUUGUCUUGUGCAUAGGGACAAUACCAGAGAUGCAAGUGGAGGACUUGCAGGGCAACCAUGUGGAGCACCCGACUCUGGAUAACAUUGAGACAGUCUGUAUAGGGUGGUUCAGCUUGGAGUACCUACUGAGGCUGAUCUCAUCACCCAACAAGCUCCAUUUUGCCCUCUCCUUCAUGAACAUCAUUGAUGUCCUGGCCAUUCUCCCCUUCUAUGUCAGCAUUGUCUUGACUCACCUAGGAGCCAGCAUUAUGGGGCUCACUAAUGUCCAGCAGGCUAUCCAGGCUCUCAGAAUUAUGAGGAUUGCCAGGAUCUUUAAGCUAGCUCGUCAUUCCUCAGGGCUGCAGACCCUAACCUAUGCCCUUAAGAGUAGUUUUAAGGAGCUUGGACUACUAUUAAUGUAUUUAGCUGUGGGGAUUUUUGUCUUCUCAGCCUUGGGAUAUACCAUGGAACAGAGUCAUCCUGACACCCUAUUUAAAAGCAUCCCCCAGUCUUUCUGGUGGGCAAUCAUCACUAUGACCACCGUUGGCUAUGGAGACAUCUACCCUAAAACCACCCUGGGAAAACUCAAUGCAGCCACGAGUUUCCUCUGUGGUGUGAUUGCCAUUGCCCUCCCAAUCCACCCCAUCAUCAACAAUUUUGUGAAGUAUUACAACAAGCAGAGGGUAUUGGAGACAGCUACUAAACACGAACUGGAACUUAUGGAACUUCAUUCCAAUGGCGGGUAUAUGGGUGCUUAUGGAAGUUCUAAGGAGCUGUCUGAAGGCAGAGGACUAUCAGUCAGAAAUCACAUGAAGGUUUCUCACAGUGAUACAUUCAUCCAGGCUUUGACGGAGGACAAACACCACAGAACGAGGCUUCAGAGCUGCAAGUAAACUUGACUUUCCUCAUCAGCUUACCCCUGACUCUAAAAUAAUGCAGCAGUGGUUAAAAAAAAACCCUUUUCAAGGGUUCUGGUGACUAGUAGGUGACAUUUCUAAUACAGCAAAUAAUAUCAGGUGGAAUAGUUUUCCAGAACUAAUAAAAAUGACUUUUACCAAACUGCCAGAUUUUCCUGUGAAAAGACCUUUAUAAGUGUCAGUGAUGUGGUAUGUACAGUUGUUGUCUGUAAAUUAUUUAAAUAAAAGGAAAUGUGUUGCUA